This is a messenger RNA of Phialemonium atrogriseum, 6489 nucleotides long. RefSeq lists its product as uncharacterized. The transcript has 2 exons. The record is from RefSeq and is a predicted model, not a curated record. Lineage: Eukaryota; Fungi; Ascomycota; Sordariomycetes; Cephalothecales; Cephalothecaceae. Bases 225 to 6239 code for a protein of 2004 amino acids.
GGAAUGUUACAGUCGUUGCUGUUCCCCCCUCCUCUUAACAGUGCCACUUAACGACACCAUGACCAUUUUUGAUCGACGGUUCUUUGGUUCAAAGGCGUCAAGCGAUCAAAUCUUUCCUUAGACCUGUUCCAAGUUUCCGCGAAGCAUUCCCCGCGUCUCACUCUCAGUCUCUCCUCCCCACCACCACAUUCCUGAGAAGUAUUGCUCCCACUGCGCCCACAACAAUGCCGCCCUUCGAGCGAGACGCUCCGAGGGAUUCGGACGUAGCGUUAAGACAUCAACAUUCCGCGUCAUUUGACCAUGGCCGCGCCUUGAUCCCAAUGUGGGAUAGCUCCGACCCUGAACGAGCACCUCCGCCACUCCCCUUGAAUCCGCAGUCACCUAGCUGUACAUCGCGUGCCGGCACCUCGAGCGCUAUCCAGUCCGCCCAUGCAGCACUGACAGAGAAGGCGAGAGAGAGCGCCUUGGUGCCCGUCCUCGCAAAACGGAUGGGUGAAGCGUCUCCCGAAAAACCAUCAGCAAGAGGAUCGUCACAUCGACGCAUGCAGUCACUACAGCCCGGGACUGUACGCGAUCUUAGCCUGAUGAUAGAAAGCGGACGGGACUCAUCGUCGUCAACACCUAGGUCUCCGGAGAAGACCGACCGCCCAGCAACGCCUCUGAGGAGUCGGGAUCCGUUUGUCGACUCCAAGGCCGAUGAGAAGGACGAUAGGGCUCUCGUUUCUUCUCCGAGACCAGGCUCAACCAUCACACCCGUUAUCCGGCCCACUGUCCGACGACCACAUCACAGUAUCCUCGGGGAAAACACCCCUCCCCAGUCGGCAACGAUGCUGGCUCUUCAAAACAUGUCUACUCCCUCGCAAAAGGAGCCGGAGAGCGCUCUUGCAAACAUCACAAACGGCUCAACAGCCAUGAUUAGGGCACCGCAGUCCAUCGAUGCCCUCUCAAACCAGAUCCUCAGCCUUACCAGCAUUGCGACCUCGCUGCAAAAGGAGAUGUCCCAGCUCAGCCGGCGGAGUCGGGACAAUGCUACAGAUUUGAUGAGUCUGAAGGAGGCCACCACUUCCAGAGAUGAAGAUAUUCGAAAGAGCCUGCGCGAUUUGAUUCACAACAUGGCUGACAACAAGCCAAAAUCGACAACGCGAGAUUCCUACGGAGGCCCCUUUUUGACCGACGGCAAAACCCACAGCUCCUCGCCGUUUUCAGUGUCAAAGAUGGGCAAGGUUUCACUGCCGCGAAUCCCGUCGCCGAGUAGCUUCGCAGCAUCUAUAGACCGGGAAACAAUGAGCACGCCAUCGCUUUACGGCCCUGACACCCCCGCCACUCUUGCCCUUCUGGAGAAGAUCCUUCGGGAGAUGGGGACGAGAGAGGGCCAGGAAUUGCUACUAUCUCGUCUCGCAGAACUAGCCGACAAGCUUGCUGGCAUGGCCUCGGCAGAAAAGGUCGACGAACUGCGACGGUUUGUCGAGUCUAGCCAAGAUCAGUCCAUGGUCGGGGCUGGAGGCGGUGGACGAGGAGGCAGCGGGCCUAGCCGCCCUCGGAAUUUCAGCUUCGACGAAGACGACGAGCCUAGACGGCGAGAGUUGGAUUACAGCCAUCAUCCCUCCGGGCCGGGUUCAGCUCGCGUUGAACGCCUGCUACAAGACAAAGAAGCACGGCGAUCUUCUGCACCCCCCACACAUGCGGCGGAUGUCGUGAAUGAGGAUGUGCUGAAAGUUAUCCGAGCCGUCAAAGACAGCGUCGCCCAAGGGGGUGGGCUCACUGCCGAAGUCAAAGCCCUGGUACGAGAACUACGCGGCGAAGUCUUGGGGAUGGGACGUGAGAUCGGCCGUCGCUUGGACGAAGUCAGCGUCAAAUCCGUUGGCAAGGACGAACCCGCGAGUAGGGCAGAGAUGGCGAAGGUUGUAGAGGAGGGUCUCGCUGAGAUGAAGCAGCACAUCCACCACCUUGUCAAGGAGCAUCGGCGACAGUCUACCGCUUCCGCAGCCUCCCGGACCAGUACCGUCGACUACCAAGAGAUAUACAACGCCAUGAGAGCCGCGCUCAAAGACACGCAGGCAAAUAAACCCCAGAUGCCUGAAUUGAGCCGUGAGGAUGUCAUCCAAGCCGUCAAGGAAGCUUGGGAGAACUACAAGCCGGAAAUUGAAAUUGAGCAUUUGGGCUUGGAACGAGAGGAGAUACUUGCAUGCCUUAAGGAGGGCCUACAAACCCACUCAACUCGGGAUGAGCACCCCGUCGGUGCCACGAGAGAAGAGGUCUUCAAAGCCGUCAUCGAAGGCUUGAGGCACUUCGUUCCCCCUCAAGUGGAGACUCCAGCCAGUCUCUCCCGCGACGAAAUCCUUGAUGCUGUUCGCGAAUGUCUAGAGGAAUUCGAGUUCCCCGUGGCUCCAUCGGCAAUCGGUGCAGAAAUCAGCAAAGACGACAUGGUUGACGCCGUUAAGCAGGGCCUCAAUGGGAUCGAAUUCCCAUCCAGAGGCUUAGGUGACCUUGCCAGGGGGGAUCUAGUCGAUGCCGUCCAGGAAGGACUCGACUCGUAUGACUUCCCUACCUGCCAGGCCGGAACCGACCUAUCCCGCGACGACGUCGUCCAAGCCGUGCGAGAGGGGCUGCAAGGAGUUGACUUCGCGUCCGGCUCCUCCGCCUUGGUCCCCUCGAACAAGGAUAACGCCGAGAUCGUUUCGCGCCUCCAAGACAUCAUGCACUACUUGCAGGACGAGUUCAGGGCCAUCUCUGACGAGGCAAAGCAGAAUGUUGCUGCUAGCGGCCGGGAUACCGAGCAAGUUUUGGACGCGACCAAGGACGGGUUUGAAAAACUCCGCAGAGACAUCGAGUCCUACGUCGACCGCGUGAGCGGCACUGAUGGCCGAGAGGAACUCAUGGCCGGUCUUUCUCAGAGCUUGGAAGGAUUCCGUGAAGAAGUUGCCGAGCUCGUGUCCAGGGGCUCAGACAACUCUAGGGAAAUUCUAAGGAGCGAGGUCGAGUCUCUUCGCGAUGCUGUUAACUCAUCCUUGGUUCCGGCCUCGCCAAAGCACGCGGAUCACAGAGAAGUUCUGGAAGCGCUCCAAGACGGACUCGCCAGUCUCCGUUCAGAGAUCGGCAGCAGGCCCAUGGCGGGGAUCAACGAGAUCCUCGACGCUCUCCACGAGGGUCUUGGCGAUCUCCGAGUCAGCAUCGACAAGCUGCACAACAAGCCUACAGACCUCACGGCCAACGAUGAGAUCCUGGACGCUCUCAAGAGCGGGCUUGAAAGCGUGAGAUCUGAUAUUGACGUCAUGCGCGAAGAGAGCAAGAAUGACAAGGCACUUACUACCAUCAGUGCCAAUGCUGUAGUCCCGGCCGAUGUGCUUAAACACGAGGAUAUCAAGAACCUGGAGGUCCUCAUUUCUCAGCUACGCACCAAGGUCGAGACUAUGGAAGCCCCGCCUCCUGCCGCUGCUUCAGGUUCGGCACCUCUUUCGAAGGAUGAUGUAGCUGAAAUGGAAGAGGUGCUGCGUAACGUGCAGGAAUCGGUGAUCGGAAUGUCUGCAACACGCGAUGCGCCUUCUAGUACCGAUGCCGCCUCGAGAGAAGACGUCGAGGCUAUUGAGACCAUUCUCCGCAAUACCAAGGCUCGCCUGGACGAUCUUAUCGACGGAGAACAGGCCGUUCGCAAAGAGCACAUCGAUGUCUUGGAGGGCCUCAUCUUCGAGACUCGUGACAGCCUCGGUAGCCUGUCGUCCCACUUGGAAUUGCUGUCCUGCAAGGAGGAUGUCUCUGCCGUCGAAUCCCUGGUCACACAGGUGGUCGCAGCAUUCGACGAGAUGAAAGAGCGGCACGAGAAAGCCCUCGAAGACCCAGAGAAGGUCACCAAGACGGACAUUGACGCGGUCGAGGCUGCCUGCCUUGAUAUCAAAGAGCUCGUGGGGCAAGUGGCCAAGAAUGAUCUUGCAUCGCUUUCCUCCAAGGACGACGUCGCUAGCCUAGAGCGUCUCGUGACUGAACUGAAGGACAAACUUGACUCCCACGCCGAGACCAACGCAAAGGCGUUCGAAGAACGUCAGGCGGAGACGGUCGGAGUUAGCGACCGCGUCACUGAGGUGAAGACGUUCCUAGAAGACCUCCAAGGCCUCCUCAAGGGCAAACUCGAGGAAGGCGCAAAGGGGAUUGACGGCAUCAGCUCCCUUCUCGAAACCUUGAACGAGACCAUCGGAAAGAACGCCACUAUCGGCGACGAUCUCAAGGAGAUGUUCAUGACAAUCAAGGACGAAUUCGAAGAGUCGAAGGCGGGCGUCGUUGGCGCGAAGCUCGAGACGGACGAGAAGCUCCAGGAAACCACGGAUUUGCUCAUCGAGAAAAUCGAUGAACGUAUUGGGGAGUUGGUGAUCAAGUACGAGGAGUUCCAGGUUUCGAUGGAGGACCGGGCCACCAAGGGUGAAGCCAGGGACCUCGAGACGGAGGCAGCAGUCGUGGGCACCAAGGCGGUAGCCGACGAGCUGAAGACUCUUGUUGACGCCCUUGGCUCUGCGGUUACCGAAUCUCUGGAGAAGAUGGAGGAGGCGUCCAAGACGGUGUUCAUCCGUGUCGAGGACCUGGUCAACAAAUCCGAAGAGAACCACUCGGAUGAUAAAGCCGAACACCAAUUGACUCGCGAUCAAGUGGGGCAGGCCAUUAGUACAGUUGAGGGUCUGCAGGGACACGUCGUGGAAUACCAGCCCAAGAUCCUGGAAACCAUUAAAGAAGUGCUGCUCGUCGUCGGCCAGCAUUACGAGCAUUCAAAGUCUUCAGCUGUCGAUAUCCGGGAAAAGAUCGAGGAGGCGAAGCCGCCAGAACAGCCCCUCUUGCCGCCCGUGGAGAAGUACGACGACAGCGAGGUUCGCCAAAAGCUCGACAAGCUCGUGGAUCAUACUCACGAGGCUGGCAAGGCAUUUACACGGCUGGACACCCUGGACAAAGUACAUCAGCAAGUGCUACAGACUGCAGCAGAGAUCUCUGCCUUCAUUGCCACUCAGACGCAAAGGAUUGAGAAUGAGCACGACGACAGGGAGAAAACUUUGCAGGAGACCACCGUCGUGCUCGAACGCCGUCUCGAAGAGAAGCAACACCUGGAGUCUACUAUUUCGACUCUUAGGGAGGAGGCGGAGCGGCUCAGGCUUGAAAAGCAGGAGGAUGGAGAACGGGCCAAACGCGAGCACCAGGAGGAGGAAGAGAGGUUCCGACAAAGCCUCCGAGAAGAGGAAGAGAGGCUCAAACAAAGUCUCAGGGACGAAGAGGAGAGAUUCAAGGACCGUCUCCGGGACGAAGAAGACAGGUUCAAGACCACCCUCCGCGAGGAGGAGGAGCGCCUCAAGCUCGGCAUCCUCGAGCUGCGAGGCGAGCAGGAGGCGUUGACCCGACAGAAGAUCCGCCUCUCCGCCGACGUCUCGUCCCUCGAAACGGCGCUGCGCCUGCGCCGCGAGGAGCUCCACGACAUGGAGAGCCGUGCCGAGGGCCUGGAGCGCCGCAUCCUGGAGGGAGUCAUGGACCACUCGCGGGUCCUCCUCAUGGCCAAGGCGAACAGGGCAAAGGGCCGUGACGCCAUGAGCCGCAAGCGUGUGCCUUCCCAGAAGCCCGCUGCUCCGCCGACGGCGGCGGCGGCGGCCGUGAACUCUUCCGACAGCAAGCCCAAGGCGGCGUUCAACAUUGCCAUGUCGGGCAAUCGCAACCUGGCCGCGUCGACCCCGAGCGGCCAGGGGCGCAGGAUCCUGUCUCUGAACCAGAUCACGAACAACGUGGCCUCGGGCGGGCUUAACCGCAGCCAGAGUGUCAGGAACACGGGCGGAAACAGCGUUCGCAAAUCCAGCUGGGCGGGCGGCGGCGGCGGCGCGGGUAGGAUCCGCGGGCCCAAGGGGUACGGCGACCUGGACAGGGGCAAGGAGAACAUUGAGCUUAAGGAGAGCGAUGAGGAGGAGGAGGAGGAUCAGCAGCAGCAGCAGCAUGGACGGAUCGCCAUCAUCGGCGCGGACAGCGACCUGACGCUGGCCGACAGCUAUCACGGGCAGGACUCGGGCGACGACGCGAGCGACGCGGACACGCUAAGGCGCUCGAGCAGGGGCACGACGGUCAUCACGGGCACGGACAGUGUCGCUGGCACGGAGGACGACUAUGACUCUGGGGAUGACGACUCGGCGAGCGAGUGGACGGAGAGCGCUGUUGGGACGGAGAGUGUCGUGACCCUGGAGGAUGGAUACGGCGGGAAUGAAGUCGUGCUUUUCCAGGGAUGAUGAGACGGAUCACAAGUUGUUUUCUUGGUGCUGGGUAUUAUGCAGUAUUGGGUAGGUUGUUCGAGACAUCGCUGGCAGAUUGUAGUUAAAAGCCUUGGUAAAGGCUGGUUGCGCUUGUUUGCAGUUUAUUUACUCCUGAUGAUUGCACGGACUCGGGUAUUGUAUUCUCAGGGGUAUUCUCAGGUCGAUGGAGCUUAGGUACUUUAGUGUCGAGACCAUUCAGAGUCAAUUUGAUGUUGUUUGAUUCCUA